Messenger RNA from Amphibalanus amphitrite, 2531 nucleotides. Its product is annotated as Holliday junction resolvase MOC1, chloroplastic-like. The transcript has 13 exons. The record is from RefSeq and is a predicted model, not a curated record. Bases 351 to 1940 code for a protein of 529 amino acids. Lineage: Eukaryota; Metazoa; Arthropoda; Thecostraca; Balanomorpha; Balanidae.
UGGCGGCGGCCGCGGCCGACGAGAAGAGCGCCUCGGCGCCGCAGCUGCUGCAGGCCGGCGACGUGCCGCCCCGGACACAGCUCAACCCGGCCACAGCAGACGUUACGGCCGAGAGCUCGCAGCCGACCAGCGAGGGCGAGGCGGCGUCAGCUGCCGCCGAAAAGCGAGAGAAGCGCAAACCGUCGCGGCGGCGCAAAACGGGCGAGCGGCUGCCCCGCCUCACGGUGCUCGAGGUGAAGAGCAGCGACAACGGUCCGGUAGUCUCCUGUCUGCUGGAGACCAACCAGUCGCAGGCCAUCACGUUCAAGUUCGACCUGCGCGAGGCAGACGUCUCGGCCAUCUCUUACAAAAUGACGGAGGCACAUCUGCUGCCCAGGGACGACGCCCAGUACUUCGGCGAGCAGCUGCGCGCCAUCAUCCGCCAGCACCUGCUGCUCGAGUCGACGGGCAGUCUGGGCGCGCCAGCCGCCGCCGGCUCCCUGCACCGGCGCCAGCCCUCCUUCGACGACGAGCAGGCGCCCAAGAGGCUGUCCCGGUUCGUGGUCAGCUCGGUAGCGCUGACGGCGGCGCCUACCAGCCCCGUGUCCACGCCGCACUCGCCCAGCGCCGAGACUCAGCCGUCUGCGUCUGCGGUGUUCACGGCGGCCGGCCUGUCGGAGGCUGCCGUCAGCGCCGCGCCGCCCGCCGGGCCGGCGCCCGUGGUGGCCGGCCGGUUCUCCAUCACAGUGGCGUCGUCGGGCGCGCCGGCCGCGGCCGUCACACAGACGGUGGGCGUGACGCGGGCGCCCAUCAGCCACCCGGCGCCGGCGGCCGAGGCGCAGACCGUCCCCGCGGCCGCGCCGGUCCCGACGGCAGCGGCCGGGGCGCAGACCGUCCCCGCGGCUGCCGCGGUCCCGACGGCAGCGGCCGCGGCGCCCACCCUCAGCGCCGCGCUCGACGAGCUGACGGUGGCCGGCGCGUCCCCGGAGCUGUCCUUCUCGCCGCAGAACACUGAGCAUAGUGGUGUCGGGAACCUGGAGGAGCUCCGGAAGCAGCUGGUGCGCCUGACGGCCGCCUCGGAGGGCUCGUUCGAGGCCGCCUCGCAGCCGUCGACGCCCGUGUUCUCUGCCGUGCCGGCGGCCGAUGUGGCUGCCGAGGUGAACCGCCGGCUGGCCAGCAUCACGGCCGCGCAGACGGCGGGGUCUGCAGCGAGAGCCGGCGACCCGGACCCGGCGGCCGCCAGGCCCGCCCCGGAGAGCUCCGGCGCCCAGCAGCUCAUCUCCGUACAGCCGUCGUCCGUGCUGGACGUGCCUCGCUCGCCUAGCGUGCUUGUGACGCCGCCCACUCCGCGGCGCGUGGUCGUCCAGAGCACCUCGGACGUCUCGCGCUCGGCGAGCAGCUCCGAGACCACGGAGCGGGGCAGGAAGGCCACGCCGCUGCUGCUGGCAGACCUGGACAAGGAGCUGCAGAAGCUGCACAGCGGCAAAAACCAGCUGCACCACGUGGCGUCGACGCCGAUGCUGUCGACGCACGACGAGGCGACGCAGUCGGAGAACGGCGUCAUCUCGCAGUGGGAGACGGUGGGCCCGAUCGACACGACGCACACGCAGCCCAUCCAGAGCGUCUGCUUCCACACCGGCAGCGGCGCCAGCACACCGUCCACGGACCCGGGCACGCCGGUGCGGAAGGGCCGGUUCGCCAUCACCGUCAGCCGCCAGGCGGCGCCGUCGCCCCCGCCGCCGGCCGCGGCCGCCGCCGCGCCUCCCUCGCCAGCCGCCGAGCCGCUCGACGUCGAGACGUCGGCCGUCUUCAUCGAGCUGCUGGCCAAGCAGCGGCUGGACAUGGAGGAGCUGCAGCGGCAGCAGGUGGCCGAGCGCGAGCGGCUGCGGCACGAGCUGCUGGAGCGGCUGCGGCACGAGCAGGCGGCCGCCGCGCACCAGCCGCCGCCGCCCGACGGCUGAGUCGCCGCCGGACGCGCACUGCACACUAGUUCUGUUUGUUUUCUAUCUCAGGGUAUUGUGGAACUUGUUAGUGUGGGCUGCGCCGGGCUCGGCCGUCGUCCGCCGCGCCUUGUUACAGGUAGAUAGUUUCCAACCACUUAACUAUCGUGCUUUCAUUGUUUUCGCGCUCGGCCUGGUCGGGCGCCGGGACGGCUCGCUCUCGACUCGCUGGCGGGCCCAUUUUACCGGGGAGACGCGCGGCGGCUCGGCGCACGCACGCGCAGUAUAUCAUUGUUGGCUGGGCGGCCCGAGGCUGAGCGGCUGGCUGAGGACGUUUUAUACACACACACACGCACCCGCCCGCCCGCGGUGGGAGGGUGGCCGGCUGCGGGCCGAUUUGUACGGCGGGCUGGCGCCGCUGUGAUGACCGGCCGGCGGAGGCAAUUUCAGACCAGCCGCCGCCGGCCCGACCGCGGCACUUGGUGCGACUUGUGCGUGUGUGAGAGAGAGAGAGAGAGAGAUCAACUAAUUGCGUAUAUGAUUUCUUCGAGCUGUGUAUCCAAUUGCCAUAUAUGGAGACGAUAUGAACGAAUACAAUAUCCUAGGUAUGGA